AAAUCCCUCUCUUCCUGUCUGCCUUCUAUCGUCUGUAGAAUCCGUGACUCACUGUUUCUCUCUCUAUAUGUCAAACCGCCGCCGAAUGAGUUCACCGUGCUCUGGUCUUGACUCGUCACUGAGUUCACUCGAUGGUUCAUUUGGCCUCACUGAAACUGAGAAUUGACCAACUAGCCACGAUUUUGAAAAUCCAUACCAUUUUUUUCACAAAUUUUGUCUUUGUUGUUGAGUGCUGUGAAGGUUUCAGUAGAUUUUGGUGAGUAGCUUGAGAGCUUAACUGAUGGAUAACAGUAACUAGGUUUUGUAUGAGCACAGAAAUUAUAUGAAGACUUGAAAGUUUGAGGUUUUUAUGUUCUUGAAAGAAAUACGAUGACAGCUCCUGCAGAAGAUAGCAUAUCAUCCUCUGUUAAUCAGAUUCAAAUGAUUCCAUUACCAGAAUCACAAGAACAACAGCAACAACUCAAGAAAAAGCGUAACCUUCCAGGAAUGCCAGAUCCAGAUUCGAUUGUGAUUGCUUUAUCGCCAAAAACUUUACUUGCCACGAACCGAUUCCUGUGUGAGAUCUGCAACAAAGGGUUUCAGCGCGACCAGAACCUGCAGCUCCACCGACGAGGUCACAAUUUGCCAUGGAAGCUCAAGCAGCGAACAAUAAAAGAAAACCGCAAGAAAGUCUAUGUGUGCCCCGAACCCACGUGCGUGCACCACGACCCAGCUAGAGCUCUCGGUGAUCUCACAGGUAUCAAGAAGCAUUACAGUCGAAAACAUGGAGAGAAGAAAUACAAAUGUGAAAAGUGUUCGAAGAAAUAUGCUGUACAGUCUGAUUGGAAAGCUCAUAUGAAGACUUGUGGAACCAGAGAGUAUAAAUGCGAUUGCGGCACAGUCUUUUCUAGGAGGGAUAGUUUCAUAACGCACAGAGCAUUCUGUGAUGCUUUGGCCGAGGAAUGUGCGAAGAUUAAACCCACUGUGGUUGCAAGUGAAGAAGAGGAAGAGAAUCAUAAUGCGAAGACCCUUGUUGCUUCUCCACCUCCUCCUCCUCACACUCCGUCAACCAGCGUGGUUUCUCCAGGUCUGUCAAUUCAGAGUUCAGAAAUGCCUGAAAAUCCGAUCAGCCUUUCUCCGCCAAGACCUGUGGCUACAACUCCUAGCUCUAGCUCCAGUCAUUCCACUAGUGUUUUUGCGAGUGUAUUUUCAUCGUCACUAGUCUCACAAACGUCCCAAGCACCAUCUUCGUCAUUCUCCAAUCAAAUAUCUUCCUUGCCCCACUCUGAUUGCCCAUCAGCCUCCGGCGUGGAACCAACAUCUCUCUCACUCUCUCCAUCUCUUUAUCUCUCCAACAACAGCUGUUCCCUCUUCUCCAAACCUGAGCAUACCCACCUCCGCUAUGCUCAAUCUUCACAACCAGCAAUGUCAGCGACUGCAUUGCUUCAAAAAGCAGCUCAAAUGGGUGCAACAUCUUCAAACCAAUCCUUGCUUCGUGGUUUUGGUUUAUCAAUGUCACCGUCUUCCACAGGUAAAGAUGGCCAUGGUAGGCAAGAGAACAACUCUGCGGUAACUGGGCUUGGGCUAGGGCUGAGUUCGGGUUUGACCGAUGUUGUGAUGGAUCCUUCUUCUCUGUUUGGGAGCAAGCCUGCCACACUUGAUCUUCUGGGACUGGGCAUAGGCGCUGGUGGAGCUUCCACUAGUGGACUUUCUGCUCUUCUCAAUUCGUUCGGAGGUGGUGGGUUCAAUGUUGGAGCAGCUACCGCUUCUUAUGGAGGAGGAAGAGGGAGUUCACCAGGCGAACCAUGGGAGGGCGCAACUGAGAGAAUGCCCCAUAGGCCAGCAUUGCCCUAGGGCUUCACAUUCCCAGCUGAUGUUUUUGUUUUCUAAAUUCAACUGUGGUACAAUACAAUACAAACAGGCAGGAGUACGCGAAGGAAUCAAGGGCCAUAGUGUUAAGAUUAGUUUUUUGCUUCUCAUUUGUAAUUGCGGUGAUACUCUCUUCUUUUUGAAGUUUUAGUUUUGUUCGGUGACAUAUAUGUAAUGGAGAAAGAGGUGUACGGGCGUACAGCAACUUUCGGAAGUCGCCAAUUAGCAAAUUCUAGCACAGAAUAUGAUGCUUGUUUGGUGGCUAGAUCAGGUGCUUUUAAAUUAUUUGCUCGAAUUGAAUACUUCGGGUUGAUGGGUCUGGGAAUGGUAGUGGUUUUCCGGGAAUCUCAUGUGAAAUUGAGGGUACAAUCACUUGUUUCAGAAGUGCUGUAUACUAGUAAAUAUGCCAAAUUAUGAUAAGAAACAAUGGUUGUGAUUA
Molecule: messenger RNA, 2287 nt
Organism: Mangifera indica (mango)
Lineage: Eukaryota; Viridiplantae; Streptophyta; Magnoliopsida; Sapindales; Anacardiaceae
Product: zinc finger protein GAI-ASSOCIATED FACTOR 1-like
Exons: 4
Coding region: 370-1833 (487 amino acids)
Cellular component (GO): nucleus
Molecular function (GO): DNA-binding transcription factor activity
Source: RefSeq, a predicted model, not a curated record